GUCAGGAGGGACUGCCACGUACCCACGCACCAAGACCCAGUGACCCCCACCACCGCCACCGCCAGUGCCCAAGACAAUUACGAACAACUCUCAACUUCACAAGACGAAGUACAAAACGGGGACGAACGCUCGGCUUCCAACAUGUUGGAAACAGCGGCAGCAGCUGUGCGGUCAGUAGACACAGCGCGUGGAUGGUGGGCAGGAAUCGCCGAUGCCCAUUGCAAGAGCUUCGAUACCCAGGAUAACAGCCAGUGCUGGAAUGGUGUCCGAAUUGGCCCGUACACUAAAAUGACUGCUGGCGUGGGUGUGAGCGCACAGAAGUAUAAUCCAGAAGUUCGCAUCGGUCGUCCUGAUACUACAGUGUACACAUUAGCUGAUAAAUUACGGCGUGUACGGAGGGAACUCCUGUCUCGCCUAACUUGGCUUCCCGAGGCACAUUCUCAGCAUCGCAAUAGUUACCCCUACCCCGAUGGCUCUGGAUCUGGGACGCAAGCUGAAUACACUAGAGGCUAUGAUGGGCCUACCUACGAUGAGGAUUCAUCAGUAUAUGGAGGCUUAGGAGAUGAUGAUGACGCUCUUGGAUCAGGAGAUGGCUCUGGAGACGAUAUUCCAAAAAAAAUAAUACCCGAAAAGAGUCCAACUGGACAGCAGAGCGAAGUUGCAGGUUCUAACCAGUAUAAGAGUAGUACUAUAGUGUUAACUUUGUCAAUCUUUAGUAGUGUUAUGUAUAUAUACUUAGGGUAAUUUUUUGUAAUAAAUCAAAAACUUAUUAAAAAAUGCUGAAAUAUCUGCUUUCGUGUACGAUUUGAUAAUGCUGUGGAGAUAGAAUGGCUUCAGAUACCUAAGAUACACUUUCUAACGAUGAAUAUUCUUGUGAAGUCAUUAUAGUUCAUUAUUUUGAAAUAAUUGGUUUCCUUGGUUUUGUCAUGCAAAACUAAAAAUAUAAAAAAAAUAGCUUAGAAUCAGUAAUUCAAAGCUGUACCUUUCAGUACUGUUUUGAAGUACUGUAUUCUGUAAUGUAUAUACUGUAUUGUACUUUUUAAAGCAUUUUUGAAGAGAAAAAUAAUGCAUGUCAAAAUUCCUAGAAAUAUGGAUAGGUGUGCCUCUAAUCCUUUAUAUAAAAUAAGCAUUUAGAACUCUCUCAAUUCUGGAAAUUAAGUAUUUCUUAAUAUAGACAUUAUUUUCAAAUAUUCAGCAUUAAUCCACACUCAGUAUAGCAUGUACUAUUCUAAUGAACAUGAAUAACCAUUUCACCUUCAUUUUUUUAACUGCAGAUUGGCCACUGACACAAUUCUGUUAUGAUUGCCGAGAUAAUUGCAUGUCAACAUAGUAACAACUAACCGAUAUAAGAAUUUCCAAAUACAUAACUGGCACUUAUCAGUUUAAAAGGACACUCACUCACUACGAACUAAUAUUUUUUUCUCAUUUAAACUUAUGCUGCAUAUUAAUCUUUUAAUUCAUGCUUAAUCUUCAUACUUUUACUAGAGGAGAGGCGAUGGUUUCUUUUCUUAUUUUUAACUCGUAAAAUUGUCUCAAAUCCACUUUCCCUGAUGCACUCUAUCUUAAUCUUGGUUGAUUUAAGGUCUCUCAAACUAAUGUUGAAAACUCAGAACUGUGAGACACAAAAAAAAAAACCUAUCCCAGUAUUGAAAUAAAUUACAGUAGUUCUUCAAGUGUGUUUAAAGAAAUAUUCUAUUAGAAUGUCAUUGAUCAAUGUGAUGAGCAUCUUGAGCAAUACUGUUAAUAGUCUAGCAUGAGGUGACAAAUGUAGCAAUAUAAUACAUGGAAUCCACAUCCUUUCUGCUUGAGUUUAUGCAACUGUUUAAGUACCUCUCAGAUUAAAAAAAAAAUACAUUGAGGGAAAAUAUUUUAAUUCAUUGGUAUUUUCAUUGUUAGUGUUUUCGUGUUUCUGGUGGAUCACCUUGAGCUUUUAAUUUUUUUGUAACUAAUUUACUUUGUGCAUUGCUCUUAAAACAAAUCAACUUUCUCUUGACUCAUAUCCCCAGACAAACCCAAGCAGCAACUAGGGAAUGUGAAUGUCACUGGAAUCAGUUUAGUGCAAAUGUAUGUUUACUAGUGGCUGAAAAGUUCCAGUGGCAUACAACUUCUUAUGACAAACCCACAGAUAGACAUAAUAACUGAACAGUUUGAUCAGUUGCAACUGACCCCAUUUUUCAGAUAAAUGGUCAGUCAGGUAUGCUUAGAGGAGAUCAAGAUAAGGCCUGAUUUGCAAUAAAAACAGUGACUAAAACCAGCCCUUAAAAAGAGAUAAAAUGGGGAAGAACAAAAAUCUUAUAUGGUUCUUUGGGAAUGAUUUUGAAAGUAACGUCAAUGCUACUGUUGUUAUAUAAACAAAAGCAAGUACUAUUGUAUUAUAAUUGUUUUACAUAUCAACAACAUAUCCAUAAAUUUAAAUCUUGUGCUGUGAAUAGAAAAAUCUUCAGGAUUUUUAUUCCUUAUUUUAUACACUACAUAACAUAGAUUUAGUUAAUAGAUGCUGUGUGAAGUUCAAAAAUAGUUUUAAAUAAUUUUGUAAAGCCUAUUCAGUUCAAUUGGAUUUUUUUAUUCUUCUUAGCAAGACUAAAAAUAUUCACUUUCUGAACUUACGUAACGCCUUAGUUUUCACAUGCAAUAAUUACCUAAGAAUGCUUAUUAAAAGAAUUAAUUGGAAAUCUGCAAGCCCCAGAUGUUUAGUAAGGGUUCCUGAUAUUAUCUCUACCACACAUUAUAUAGAUUACAUAUGUACUAUAAGGAUCUGCCAGCCAGGAUAUUUUAAUUUACUGUCUUCUAGCUAUUAUCAGUUAUAUUCAGCAUGUAAAUAAUUAUUAUUAUAACAAUGCAUAAGUCCUGAAGGUUUUUCUUAUCCAAAAAUAUUUUAGCAGCAGUAACUAGGUUAGACUGCACAUUUUUUAAUAUUAAACUGUUUACAGUUGACAUUUCAGUUGGUUUAAACAAAAACAUAACAGAGCAUUAUAACCAGUAUACUGCAUAGAAAUCAUUGGUAAUAUCUGUAUCCUUUAAUGCAUUGCCACCUCAUAUGCAAAUAUUAAAGCAAGUGAUUCUUAAGUAAAUGUGCUGUCACUUCAGAUUUAGAACAAUGCACUGUGAAUAAAUAAUUCCUCUUGAAGUGAUUCAGGGAAAGAGAUAUAUUGUUAUAGAUUGCUUUAUAUUACUACAGAGAAACAUGAUGUUGCUUAACGACGUAAUUAUAAAUAUAAUUUCUGAAAUGGUUUUGAAUAACUGGGUAAAAUACAACCUCAAGAGGGAAACCACUCCCUGCCAUUAUUUUCCUCCAGCACUAAUAAAACAAUAGAAAUUACAUAACUCGGAAAAAUGAGAACACAUACGUAUGUAUGGUUCAACCUGACUUACGCAAACAAUUUUUGCUGCAGUAAACACACAACAUAACAGAAGUGGUGUAAUUAAGCAUUGAAAAAGUACCUGGUAGAAGCAAUAAGCAAAAUCAUGCUGUCUAUUGCAUGUUGGCAACAUCAGCAACUUAGUUAAAAGUCUUUUGUCAUCAAAAUGUGAAUUUAUCAGUUAUAAUUUAUAAAUUUUUCCUAAGUAAAUUCCAUGUCCCUUCAGUCAGUAAUAGUUGUAACUUGAUUUUACCUUAAGUAUAGAUUAUAUUCCUGUACAGUAUAACAUUAUUUUGACAUUAAUCCAAGAAAACCCCAUAAUAUCCGUUUCUGUAGUGUUCGUAAAAGCCAGAAAAGUUUCCAAUAAAGUACUUAUACUUGUAAAUUUACCUGUAUCUUCAGUUGAAUGCAAUGUAAUCCAUAGAACAGGAUCAUGGCAAUGCUCACUUCUGCAAUUUGCAAUAAUGCUGUAAUGGAAAUUCUAAGAGUAAGACCCAAAAUGUGUAGUUGGGGUGAAUUUAGAACAUUUUCUCUCUAAUCUCUCAUUUUCUUGUGAGUUGAAUCAUUAAUUUCAGUUAAAAAAGCAACAUCACUAUCUCAAAUGGUUUGUGACAUUUUAACCUCGAGAUUUAACAUUGUACAGCCAAUAAUUCCAGUUUUACCAAUUUAAAGGCUUAGGAUGUACUGUACACAAUAAUGGAACUUGUACAAAAUCUCGAUGUUAAUGUUUUAAGUAGAAUAUAAGAUUACUUCAGCUACAGAAGUGUAGCUAUACUGAUCUGCAAACAAUGUGGACCCAGUGGUUAUCAUAAAACAAGAAUGGUAAAGUUCCAACAAGUAUACUGGAAGGAAGAUACUACAGAGAAAGAACUUGUAUACUCAAUAUAUAUUCUGCAACAGAACCUUUAUGGAUGAUGGUUUGAUUGGUGUAAGUAUACAUCCAUGCUAGUAACAAAUCAUAGAUUUAUCGAGGUCAGUCUGAAUUUUACCACUGUAUGAAAGGUUCUCUUGUAUUGUAAAAUAUUGGUAUCUGCUUUCAAAUGACAGUAUGCUGAAUUUUACCAUCUUGUUUUACAUUCUGAAGGAAUCUGCACUAACUUUUGAAAGAAAAUGUAAAUAAGAUUUAUUUUUUAGUCCCCUAUUGUUGUUAGUUGAAGCUAGAUUACCUGCAUUGACUCGGGUGUUAACCCUGACCAUGUCUGCAAUGCUUGCAGAGCUUAACACCACUUGGAAGCAUUCUGUUGGCAUCAAACUUGAUCACUUCAUCUGAUUUUACAAUAAAAGGUACUAAAGCUGUCAAAUGCUUCUUCUCUCCAUAAUUGUUAAUCAUUUAACAGUACAGCUUAAAGAUGAGAAGAGCAUUCCAUUCAGCAGACUGCUGUGAUCAUGAAAAAUACCUACUAGUAACCACCUAUGAAAUGUUUGAUGCCAAGAGAGAGCAUUUUUGAUGAUCUGAAGUACUUGUAUGUAAUGGUGUAAAUGAGAGCUUUGAGUGCCAUUAUGUAUAUACUGUAGAGGAAAUACAGUUUUUAGAAUUUAGGCAGUGCCUUCAAUUAUCAAAUACUCCAUAAAAAAUAAGAUAUUGUUGAUUUGAAAUAUCCUCUGUGUUUGAGUCUGCACUUGAUAAUGAUUGGCAAUUCAAAAACAAAUUUAGACUAUUAUAACUUCAUUCAAUUUUAUCAUAAAUGUCCAUUAUUUACUUAAGGAAUGCAGUAAAUGUUGUCCAUUAAUAUUACUCCACUGCAGUAAUGUUAUUCAUUAUGAAAAAUAUAAAUUUAAGUCAUUUCAUAUGCUCAAGAACAUAGUUUUUAGAAAAUGAUGAUUUCAAGAGCAUAGUUUUUAGAAUACUGUAUAAUGAUUUUGCAAGAAAUAUAGUCUUUGAUAUUUCUUUUCAUUAUUAUAUUUUGCUUUGGGUUGCAGAUAUUGUAAAAAUCUUAAUUUUGUAAUCCAACUUGCAACAGUAUGGAGACCCAUGAAAAACUACAGUAUUUCACUGUAAUCUUCAGCCACUAAACUCAUAACUUCCAUGUACAUAAAUGUACAGUAAUGCCUCCAAAUUAUUUUAAUAAUUAUUUUUCUCUUCUGAUAUGUUUAUGCAAUUUAGUAGGCUUAGCUUUGAAUGCUUCACAGCAUGUGAUAUUCCAAGGCAAUACAACACUGGCAAACUUAUGUAAUAAAAUGGCUCUGCUUUCACUAAACAAAAAGGACUUCUUUAAAUGUAAAUUUGCUCUUUCAUUAAUAUAUAUACUCUUCCCUAAAAGUAUACAGUAUUUUAGUAGUUUACUUAUAAACUGAAAACCACCAAUUUUCAAUAUUUUGAAACAUUUCCAAGUUGAGAGAAAAAUUCUUUUUAUGCAGUAUGUUCAAGCAUUUUAAACUUACUAAAUCACCACAUGUUAGUUGGACAAUCUCAAAUAGCAAGUUAACGCUUCAGUGAAGUCAUUCACUUGUACAGUGCCAGACUGGAUUGGUGACUAGAACUUGAAUACUGAAAUAGCUUGGUUAUUAAGUUUGGAGGCAUUACUAUUCAACCAAUAAUGAAAGAGGAAUGCUUUUGAUGUUAGUUGAGUGAAUGAGUGGCAUCUCCAUCUAUGGGGAGGUAGUGACAGUAUUUCAAGUUUGUAUAAACCAUAGAAGGUGAUGCCAGUGCAGAAAUGCAUGUACCACAUAUGUAUAGUUACUGCAUAGUGAAUUCCUUUUGAGUUUAGAAAGUAUGCAAAGCUUAAAUGACUGACGAUGGAUGUAAUACCAAUGCUUUUUACUCCACUUGUAUGGUGUACCUCCAUAAUAAGAAUUAGUGUAGUGUUUCUGAAGUGUUUACAAAACUACACUUAUUUUAAUUUUUCUUGAAACAAUGUAAACACUAUUGACUCUAGGUAGUAAUCUUCAUUACCCUGAGUCGUCAUAGUGCUAAACUCUGCAAGUUGUCAGCAGAUAGCUGGCUCUAUAUUAAUCUUACCAAACUGUGAUAAAAUGCAGAAAUGCUGGUGUUUCUCUAUACCACUGUCACUGAAAGUAUACCAUGUUUUGUGAGUGAAUAACUUGUUUUCACAUGCUGUAUAUACAUUGGAAAAAAAUCAUGCGAUUACUUAUUUUGCCAAAAUGGAAUAUCAUAAAAAAAAUGAGUAGCGUACACAAGUAACUUGUACAUGAUAUACUUUUUUUGACUUUCCUAUUCUAGUAGAGCACUUGGAGUCAUAAUACACAUCUCAUAUUUGACUCUUUUCAUGAUGUUAGAUUUGCAUUAAGUAGGUUAUUAAAUGCCAGGGCAACUGUGUGUUUUCAUAAAUGAAAGGGAAGCUAGUCAUUGGUUUGUUUCAGUAAAAUGCUUGUGAUAAAUUCUGUUAGGAGGCAUAGCUUCAAAUUCCAAACUUAAAUUUAAACAGGUAUUUCGUAAUAUCAAGUACCAGCACCUUUGCUAUGAAUUGGACUUUUACAUAGUUAUGUGAAUUGUAUUAUUUACAGACAAAUUAUAUUAUUCUUGGGUAGCAAAUAUUAUUGUGGACAACACAAACUUGUCAAUAUUAAACACUUGAAAAAUUAUGUGAUGGUACACGAUUUGAAUUUUUACUGGGGAUCUGAAGCAACCGACUUUUUCCAGUAACUCGGUAUAGUACAGUAACUCACAUUCAUAAGAAAAAUUGCUUUCAAGGCAAUAAGCAAAGUCCAAUUUUAAAUUAUUGUAUGCAUCUAUCCUUUUAGCUGAAUAAUUUUAAAAAGUUCACAAAGAAAUGUUAUAAUAGUUCUAACAAAAUUAUUUCAAGUUAAAUAUUAAAUAAUGUGACAACAUUAAAAAAAACUCAAGCAAUUAGCUGUAGGAAAAUUUAAAUUCAUUAAGCAUUAAAGUAACGAACUGAAAUUUAGUAACUUGCAUGGAAAUUUUUAGAUAAACCAGAAAUUUUUACUGUCACCCAUAUCAAGUGUUCUUAUAAAACUUUAAGUGAUUAUAACUACUUGAAUAUCACUGUCUUUUCAUUUUGUACAGAUAUCUUACACUGUCUGCCUCUGUAAUCAGUAAGGCAGUGAUCUAUUAUAAUUGCACAUUAUCAUAUACUAUGUAUGAUACUAUACAUACUGAUGCUUAAAUGCAACAAUUUGCUGACAGAAAUGCUGAAAAAAAUAAAUGUACAUAAUUAGGUUUCAUUAUACUUCACUUUAAUUUAAAAAUUAAGCUUUGUAAAUUUGGAACAUACUUCAUAUGUGCUUAAUCGAGAAAUAUUUCAAAAUUUAAUAAAUGUACUGUAGAUUCAAAGAACAUACAUACCAUUCAUAACAUGCUCAGAAACUACCCUGUACCAUACAAUUAUCCAAGACCUUCAAGUUUGUACUAUUCACCUUAACAAAAAGAGGAAUUUGUAUGCAAAAAAACAUCUUGUAUUGAACUUUGUUAUGCCCUAUCCACAUAAUACAUACAGUGAAGAAAAAAAAGGCCACUUGAACGAGUCCCCUUUCCAGCCUGCUACCUGAAGAAAGGCGGGGAAAAUGUGCACAGUAGCAAACCAACAUACAGCUUUUCCAACUGUAUUGUAAUGCAUUUUCAGAGUUUUAAACUUAAAGCCACUGUGGUUAUGUUUUAUACAGGAAUAUGUAUUUUUCUGAGAGCUAGCCCUUGUAGCUGAACACAUUUUGCACUUUAAAACUUUAGGGGCACCAGCUUGCCAUGAGCUUGUAGAUUCAUGGAUGUAUGUCAUUUUGAUUUUGUCUAAAAAUGUCUGUGCCAUAUUUAUGUGCAGAAAAAAUUUGACUGUGUUUGUUGUUUCUUAGAUGAUAAGAAUCAAAUUAGUACAUAACUAAGAGAUAUUAAUAGAUAGAUAGAUAAUGAAUUCACCUCUAUCAAACAUUUAUGACAGUAUUGGAAAUGCUGUAGAGAAGAAUAUUAUAUAUUGAUUGUUAUUCUGUGAUUUGUGAUUGUAAGUGUUACUGAAAAGAAUUGUUUUAUCUAUGUACUGGUACUGUUGAAUAUGCAGGAAUGUAAGGUAAUAAAUGCUGUUCUCCAUAUGUGUGAAAACCUAAUGUACUAAAUCUAAAUGAGUGGAACUAUAUUGUGAACCAAUUCACAAUACAACUCCUUCUGUAUCAUCAUUGGCUUGCACAAAGUCCAUUGUAUGUAGAUUCAACUUACAGUUCAACCUUAAUUUUGCAAAGUGUAGAAUAUGAACGUACAGACCUGCAAAUUUGAUUAAACAUAUAAAUGCA
Messenger RNA from Macrobrachium nipponense, 8555 nucleotides. RefSeq names its product division abnormally delayed protein-like. Lineage: Eukaryota; Metazoa; Arthropoda; Malacostraca; Decapoda; Palaemonidae. Bases 142 to 744 code for a protein of 200 amino acids. The record is from RefSeq and is a predicted model, not a curated record. The transcript is spliced from 5 exons. Gene Ontology annotation, cellular component: plasma membrane; extracellular region; cell surface. Gene Ontology annotation, biological process: regulation of protein localization to membrane; cell migration; positive regulation of canonical Wnt signaling pathway.